Messenger RNA from Planococcus citri (citrus mealybug), 1871 nucleotides. RefSeq names its product RCC1 and BTB domain-containing protein 1-like. The record is from RefSeq and is a predicted model, not a curated record. Bases 209 to 1792 code for a protein of 527 amino acids. Gene Ontology annotation, cellular component: cytoplasm. NCBI's taxonomy places the organism in Eukaryota, Metazoa, Arthropoda, Insecta, Hemiptera, Pseudococcidae. The transcript is spliced from 12 exons. Gene Ontology annotation, molecular function: protein binding; guanyl-nucleotide exchange factor activity.
UUUCCCACUGCCACAACCACAGACGCACAGACCACUCGAACCUCGAACUCGAACACUCGAAGUCUCGAACAGUACGACUGUAUUUGAUUCAAUGCAGUGAAACACAAACGUGUAAUGGAUGAAGGUUUGGUCAGAAUCCGGUUGAAUUAUAGUUAUCUUCAUCAUAAUUUGUAAGCAAGUCAUUCAGUUUUAUGUUUCAAUUUAAGAAAUGUCCGGGUGUUUCAAAUAUUUGUGUUGCGGUUGUUAUGAAGAUUCGCCUUCCUACGGAAGACUAGACCAAUGCCCAGUUCACUUACCACAUAUUGGUUUAUUGGCGGAAAACUUCGUCGACGAUAUCAAAAUGAUGUGUUUUUCAGGUCCAAAAAUGCUAAUCAUUACGAAGUCGUAUGAAGUUUAUGGAUUAGGUCCACUGCCGGAUUCUGAAAUGUACGCGAAUAUUUUCGAACCAAGACGACUAAAUCAACUGGACGAGAAGAAGAUAAAAAAAUUCGUUUUCGGUGAAAAUUUCGUCUUAGCUUUGACAGAAAAAGGCGAAAUGUUCAGCUGGGGUGAAAAUAAUGAUUGUAGGUUAGGAUUCGGCCAUAGCAAAAAAAUAGGUGUACCGACCAUGAUCCCUCCAUUUGCGGAUAAAAGGGUGAUCGACGUUGCCUGUGGAUCUCAGCAUGUAACAGUACUGUGUAAAGAUCAAAAGAUAUACUCUUGGGGCAAAUGUGCAAAAUAUCAGUAUACUAGUCCUACACUCAUGGCAACAAACGCAGUUGGGAUAGCGUGCAGUAUGCAUGCGUCUUUCUAUUUAACUUCAAAAGGCGAGGUAUUUGGAUCGGGCACAUUGGCAGAAAUUCGUCUUGACAGUAGCAAUCUUAGAUAUCAGUUUGAAGAAGUCAAUCGCGAUAAAAAUCCUGGUGGUGUCAGUGGUUGGGUUCAAACUGGUGUUUGGGUGAAACUCCCUUUCAAAAAUAAGAUCAAGAAAAUAGCUUGCGGGAAACAUCAUUUAGUAGCGCUAGAUAAUGAAGGAGUUGUACACGCUUGGGGAUGUAAUCAAAAUGGACAAUUAGGUGGCCAAGAUUCAACAUACAGUCCCAGGGAACCGAUUAAAGUUUCAAUUAUUAAUGAAAAAAUUAUCGACAUAGCAGCUGAUUCACAAAGUAUUUUAUCCGCAGCAUUGAGUAGAAGGUCUAAAAUAUACGUUUGGGGAGGAUAUAAAGGUGGAACUUUUUCACAGCCUUGUGUAACAUCGUUUCGCUCAUUCCAAGAAGUUUUCACAAAUCUUUCUGAUCCAAACCUGUCACUAGGUUUUAUUACUUUUAAACCGGCAGAGCAAAACAGAUCUCUUAAAACUGGCGCGUUAGAAUCAAUUUUUGACGAAAAAGACGAUAGCGAUCUAAUAAUAAACGUUAGAAAUCAGAAUAUCUAUGUCCAUAAAAUCAUUCUCAAAGCGAGAUCUAAAUAUUUUCAAGCAAUGUUCACCAAUCAAUGGAAAGAAAACGACAAUAACGUACUGAAAGUGGACGAUUACAGUUAUGAAACCUACAGGAAUUUUCUAUUAUAUCUAUACACUGGAGAAAUUGAUAUAACCUCUGAAAAUGUUUUCGAAUUAAUGAGCAUAGCUGACAGAUACGUUGAUGAAGAUUUAUCAGAGAUGAUCGUGAAAAAGAUCGAAACUGGUUCAUUAAACGGAGAAGUAAUCGAUGCUCUUAAAGAAAUAAUGAAAUUGUCAUCACCGAACUAUGAAAAAUUCUGCGAAGGCAUGAAAAAAAUGAUCGUUCCUUCAACUUCGCAACAAGAUGCUUGAAUUUCAUUCUUCAUUUUACUGCCUUUUUUAGUCAUAAUUUUUGUACCAAGAGAAUAAAUUUUUAAAAUAUUUUUACUAA